Molecule: messenger RNA, 1522 nt
Organism: Darwinula stevensoni
Lineage: Eukaryota; Metazoa; Arthropoda; Ostracoda; Podocopida; Darwinulidae
Source: the annotation of a GenBank genome assembly
CAUUUCAGCCCCAGGGUUGGGUCACAUGGAGUCAGCAGUGAACAUCUCAAGCUGACAAGGACCCACGAUUCAAAGGAGAGAAUGCUGUCUCAAUUUAAUUGGUUCCAGUAAUUAGAGUUUGUGUUCAGAGCACUUCAUGACCAAGGAAGUUGGAUCUUAGAAGAUGUCUGGAAAUAUUGAAUCAGUAUCCUCCAGUUGGCUAGAUGCAAUCAAGGACCUAUUCCUAGGCAUCUCCAGCGAUGAUUAUAUCUAUGCAACUGCCUUGAUCUUCUGUGUUGCUUUUGGCUUCAUGUACAAGAAGAUCAAGGAGAGGUCAAAGAAAGAGAUCAUUGGAUCAGUAGUUGGGAUCAUGCUGGUUAUGGCCACAUGUAGACUACAAGCAAUCAUUCCAUUUGGCUUUGUAAUUGGAAAUAUAUGUCUCCAGAAAUACUUCCAUUCCACGAUUGUGACCAUAUAUGGCUUUGGGCUUGCUUAUUCUCCUUUCACUAACAUCAUACUGAUGUUCCUCUGCCUAAGGAUGGUGUCUCUGGCAUUUGAAAUCCAUGACAAUAUUACUUUAAAAACUGGCCAGAUUCUUCAUUGUAGCUCAGCUCUCAAAGUAGAGGUGAAGUCAGAGGAAAGUGUAGGUGAGGAUUCAGAACAUAGUCGAGCACCUUUGCAAGCACCACUAGCUGACACAUCAGAGAAUAAUAAAAAUUCAUCAAGGUAUGCAGACCUUACAAAGGAUGACAAGGGAAGAGCAACUAUUCGUAAAAAAGUUGAUGGAGUCAGGGAAAUUCCUCCCAUGGAAGAAAGAAGUCAGACCAAAGAGAAGUCCAAGCACUCCAAACCACCAUUGGAACAUAUUCCAAAUUCUCUGGAAAUAUGGCACUAUGCAUUCAAUUACAUUGGGAUCCUCACAGGGCCCUUUGUGAGGUAUAAUACUUACUGUGACAUGCUGAACCUCCCAUUUUCACAAGAGGCAAAAGUGAGGGGCCCCCUUUUCAAGUGUUUGUCUUCCUUACCCCUCACAGUCCUCUUGUACAUUCUUUUUUCAAGGUGGUAUCCUCUUGAGGUGAUGGUGACUUCUGAUUUCUACAACAGUACUUCAUUCUGGCACCGUUUAGGAUACUGCAUCUUCAUUUUCAUCAAGUUUCGCAUGAGGUUCUAUGCAGCAUUUGCUUUAUCAGAGAGUGUAUGCAUUACAGCUGGCCUUGGAGCAUACCCAGUGGAAUUGAACCCAAAACCUGGGAAGGGGAUUUCUGACCGCACUGAAGCAUAUAGAUUAGCAAGUAUGGGGAAGCCACUUUUCUACAACUUUGAGACUGUGAGGAAUGUUGACUUGGCUGCCACGGAAUUUGGUUCAGUCAAGGAGGCUAUGAGGGCCUGGAAUUUAUCAGUGCAAUACUGGCUUGCUUCCUGCGUAUACAGCAGAUUCAAGGGUCCACGCAGCAUCAGGCAAGUUCCAUAUGAUAUUAUGAGGGUGGCAUUUAUUGAUGAAAAGCAGAGCUAGAAAGUAAGUUGUGAAAAGACUUGUACAGGG